UAACUCAUACGCGACGUUACACACACCCCCCCCAAAAGUAGAUCCAAUCUCGAAUACACUUGCACACAGAGAGAGCAUCCUUCCUCUAAAUUAUCAAUCCUCUUUUCCACUAAACCCUAACGACUUCAUCCUCACCGGCGGUACGGUACCAUUCCACUCAACUUAUCAGAUCUACUAAUGGUUUUGUGAUAGCCUGAUUGCACAAGUGGCUUAGCUUGAGCUACGUUUAAGAGAUCGGUAUUGUGUUCCUUAAGACCAAUGGCGAUGUCAUUGUUCUCGAGAGGGACGUGUGGGCUUCUUUUUACUUAUGUGAUAUUUGUCUCACAUUUUUGCAACGGGUUUUAUUUACCUGGAAGCUACAUGCACACGUAUUCAACACGCGAUGAAAUAUAUGCCAAAGUUAAUUCUUUAACGUCUAUCGAGACCGAGCUUCCUUUUAGCUACUACAGUCUACCAUACUGCACACCUCCCGGUGGAAUAAAGAAAAGUGCAGAGAAUCUCGGUGAACUACUUAUGGGUGACCAAAUUGACAACUCUCCUUAUCGUUUCCGAAUGAACAUCAACGAGUCUGUUUUCCUCUGCACGACACGCCCGUUAAGUGAACAUGAGGUUAAGCUUUUGAAACAGAGAACUCAUGACUUAUAUCAGGUUAAUAUGAUUUUAGACAAUUUGCCUGCUAUGAGAUUCGCGUAUCAGAACGGGCAUAAGGUUCAGUGGACCGGGUUCCCUAUCGGAUACUCACCUCCGAACGUCGAUGAUGUUUACAUUAUCAACCAUUUAAAGUUCAAAGUCUUCAUACACGAAUACGAAGGCACGGGUGUGCAGAUAUUGGGUACGGGAGAAGAGGGUAUGGGUGUAAUUUCGUCCGCUGAUGACGAGAAAAAGGCUUCGGGAUACGAGAUUGUCGGUUUUGAGGUUUCUCCGUGUAGUGUAAAAUACGACCCUGAAAAAAUGGCGAAACUUCAUCAAUACGAUGAGGUGUCACCCGUCAGCUGCCCACUUGAUUUAGAUAAAGCUCAAGUUAUAAGAGAACAAGAGAGAGUCUCGUUCACUUAUGAAGUCGAGUUUGUGAAAAGUGACACCAAAUGGCCGUCUCGUUGGGAUGCUUAUUUAAAAAUGGAAGGUGCGCGUGUCCACUGGUUUUCAAUCUUAAACUCGCUUAUGGUGAUCUUCUUUUUAGCCGGUAUCGUUUUCGUUAUCUUUUUAAGAACGGUGAGGCGGGAUCUGACGCGUUACGAAGAACUUGACAAAGAAUCACAAGCGCAAAUGAACGAAGAGUUAUCCGGAUGGAAACUCGUUGUCGGUGAUGUGUUUCGCGAACCGACUCACUCGAAACUGUUAUGCGUAAUGAUCGGAGACGGGGUUCAAAUCAUGGGAAUGGCAGUUGUCACUAUAAUCUUUGCGGCUUUAGGGUUCAUGUCACCGGCUUCACGAGGUAUGCUUCUAACCGGAAUGAUAAUCCUUUAUCUUUUCUUGGGAACCGGAGCCGGUUAUGCGGGUGUGUAUUUUUACCGAAUAAUCAAAGGUACAUCAGAAGGAUGGAGAUCGCUAUCGUGGUUGAUUGCUUGUUUCUUCCCAGGGAUUGUUUUCGUCAUUCUUACUAUUUUAAACUUCCUUCUUUGGGCAAACAAAAGCUCUGGUGCAAUUCCGCUUUCUUUAUACUUCAAACUUAUAUCGCUUUGGUUCUUCAUCUCGGUCCCGCUCACCCUCAUAGGCGGGUUCCUAGCGACCCGUGCGGAACCGUUACAAUACCCGGUUCGAACCAACCAGAUCGCUAGGGAGAUCCCGGCUAGAAAAUACCCGUCAUGGCUUCUAGUUCUCGGUGCAGGAACACUCCCGUUUGGAACACUGUUUAUCGAACUCUUUUUCAUCCUGUCUAGCAUCUGGCUCGGAAGAUUCUACUACGUGUUCGGGUUUUUGCUAGUGGUUCUUCUUUUGUUAGUCAUCGUUUGUGCUGAAGUUUCUGUGGUUCUUACUUACAUGCAUCUUUGUGUUGAGGACUGGCAAUGGUGGUGGAAAGCGUUUUAUGCGUCGGGUUCGGUUGCUCUUUACGUGUUCUUGUAUUCGAUAAACUAUUUGGUGUUUGAGUUGCAGAGUUUAAGCGGGCCGGUAUCUGCUAUACUAUAUAUGGGCUACUCGUUGAUCAUUGCGGUUGCUAUCAUGUUGUCUACGGGCACUAUCGGGUUUGUAACAUCUUUCUAUUUUGUUCACUAUCUUUUCUCGUCGGUUAAGAUCGAUUAAACGGGUCCUGGAAACUAGUUGUUAGCCAUUCGAAAUGCAAUGGUUCAUUGUUUAAUCUUUACAAAGAGUGAAUUGUUUGUUUUCUGCCCUUCUGUUACAUGUAUGUUUCAACAUUAAAAAGUAAUUCAGUUUAUAUAUCAUUGAUUUUUAUAUA
This is a messenger RNA of Helianthus annuus (common sunflower), 2395 nucleotides long. Its product is annotated as transmembrane 9 superfamily member 12. Gene Ontology annotation, biological process: protein localization to membrane. The transcript is spliced from 2 exons. Lineage: Eukaryota; Viridiplantae; Streptophyta; Magnoliopsida; Asterales; Asteraceae. The record is from RefSeq and is a predicted model, not a curated record. Gene Ontology annotation, cellular component: membrane. The coding region runs from base 259 to 2241 and encodes 660 amino acids.